This is a messenger RNA of Psammomys obesus (fat sand rat), 3561 nucleotides long. RefSeq names its product oxysterol binding protein like 7 (gene Osbpl7). Gene Ontology annotation, cellular component: plasma membrane; intracellular membrane-bounded organelle; perinuclear endoplasmic reticulum. The record is from RefSeq and is a predicted model, not a curated record. The transcript is spliced from 23 exons. Gene Ontology annotation, molecular function: cholesterol binding. NCBI's taxonomy places the organism in Eukaryota, Metazoa, Chordata, Mammalia, Rodentia, Muridae. The coding region runs from base 231 to 2744 and encodes 837 amino acids.
GGAGGCUCCGACGUCUCCUUCCUUCCUGGUUCCUGCAGCAGCUGCUGCCACUGCUCAGCUCUGCGAAGAGGUAGCCGGUGACUCGGACAGAGUGACUCAGAGGCAGAUCAGUGUACGGACCAAGAAGCACUGGCGUCCAUGGACCCUGGGGGUUCCCCCGGGACAAGGUGACACUCUUCCCUUUCCACCCGGCUCUACUCUCCUCGUCGGGGAGUACCUUCUCCUUCCUCAUGGACUUCCAAGAAAGGGACACUCCCUCCCUGGCUGAGAGUACUCAGUCGUCAAAGCCCAGCAGUGCCCAGCAGGCCUCUGAGCUGUGGGAGGUGGUGGAGGAGCCUCGGGGCAGGCUGGGAGCAGAGAACAUCAUGCCCGAGAGACAGGAAGGACACCUGCUCAAGAAGAGGAAGUGGCCUCUUAAGGGCUGGCACAAGAGGUACUUUGUGCUCGAGGAUGGCGUCCUCCACUACGCCACGACACGACAAGAUAUCACCAAGGGGAAGCUCCAUGGCUCCAUUGAUGUCCAGCUGUCAGUCAUGUCCAUCAACAAAAAGGCCCAGCGCAUUGACCUUGACACGGAAGACAACAUCUACCACCUGAAGAUCAAAUCCCAGGACCUGUUCCACAGCUGGGUGACCCAGUUGAGAGCCCAUCGUUUGGCCCAGCGCCUGGACAUGCCCACUGCGACUCAUCGGAAGGUUCCCGGUACCCAGAUGCUAACAGCUGGUAGUGCCGCAGCCUUACCUGGGGUUGGACCUCGAGAGAAAGUGUCGUCCUGGCUGAGGGACAGUGAUGGGCUAGACCGCUGUUCUCACGCGCUCUCCGAAUGCCAGGGUAAGCUCCAGGAACUACACAAACUCCUUCAGAGCCUGGAGUCUCUCCACCGAAUCCCCUCCGCCCCUGUGAUCCCCACACACCAGGCCUCGGUGACAACCGAGAGACCCAAGAAGGGGAAACGGACCAGCCGCAUGUGGUGCACGCAGGGCUUUGCCAAGGAUGACACCAUUGGACGGGUUGGUCGUCUCCAUGGCUCCGUUCCCAACCUGUCUCGUUACCUGGAGUCUCGGGACUCCUCCGGCUCCCGUGGACUGCCGCCUCCAGACUAUGCCCACCUGCAGCGCAGUUUCUGGGCCCUGGCCCAGAAGGUGCACAACUCCCUCAGCAGUGUCCUGGCUGCCCUCACCACAGAACGGGACCGGCUGAGAGACCUGCAUCAGGGCUCGGAACUGUCAAGGAUGGCGGUCUCUGAGGCCCCAGAUGGUCAGAGACGUCUCCACUCACUCUCCAUCUCUUCAGACACCACAGCGGACUCCUUCAGCUCCCUCAACCCAGAGGAGCAAGAAGCUCUGUACAUGAAAGGCCGAGAGCUGGCCCCCCAGCUGUCCCAGAGCAGUGUGCUGUCCCUCGCGGACUCCCACACCGAGUUCUUCGAUGCUUGUGAGGUGCUCCUUUCCGCAAGCUCUUCCGAGAACGAGGGUUCUGAGGAAGAGGAGUCAUGUACCAGUGAGAUCACUACCAGCCUGUCCGAGGAGGUGCUGGACCUCAGGGGAGCUGACUGCUAUCAAAAAGGGGCGUGUGUUCCAGGGGUCGUGGCAGCGCCCCCUCGCCGCCGCUGCCUGCCAGCCGCCAGCGGGCCCGGGACGGACGUGAGCCUGUGGAACAUCCUCCGUAACAACAUCGGGAAAGACCUGUCCAAGGUGUCGAUGCCUGUGCAACUCAACGAGCCGCUCAACACGCUGCAGAGGCUCUGUGAGGAGCUGGAGUACAGCAGCCUCCUGGACCAGGCCAGCCGGAUGACUGACCCCUGCGAGCGCAUGGUGUAUAUCGCGGCCUUCGCCGUCUCUGCCUACUCCUCCACGUACCACCGCGCAGGGUGCAAGCCCUUCAACCCGGUCCUGGGAGAGACCUACGAGUGCGAGAGGCCUGACCGGGGUUUCCGUUUUAUCAGCGAGCAGGUCUCCCAUCAUCCCCCGAUCUCCGCAUGUCAUGCAGAAUCUGAGAACUUCAUCUUCUGGCAAGACAUGAAGUGGAAAAACAAGUUCUGGGGCAAAUCCCUGGAGAUCGUGCCUGUGGGGACAGUCCACGUCAGCCUGCCCAGGUUUGGGGAUCACUUCGAGUGGAACAAGGUGACGUCCUGUAUUCACAACAUCCUGAGUGGCCAGCGCUGGAUCGAGCACUACGGAGAAGUGCUUAUCCGAAACACCCAGGACAGCUCCUGCCACUGCAAAAUCACCUUCUGCAAGGCCAAGUACUGGAGUUCCAGCGUCCACGAGGUGCAGGGGGCCGUGCUUAGCAGGAGUGGCCGCGUCCUCCACCGCCUCUUCGGGAAGUGGCACGAGGGCCUAUACCGAGGCCCCCCACCGGGUGGCCAGUGCAUUUGGAAACCCAAUUCAAUGCCCCCAAACCAUGAGCGAAACUUCGGCUUCACUCAGUUCGCCCUGGAGCUGAAUGAGCUGACGGCGGAGCUGAAACGGACGCUGCCUUCCACUGACACGCGGCUGCGGCCUGACCAGAGGUACCUGGAGGAGGGGAACAUACAGGCCGCCGAGGCCCAGAAGAGAAGGAUAGAGCAGCUCCAACGCGACCGGAGAAGGGUGAUGGAGGAGAAUAACAUAACCCAUCAGGCGCGCUUCUUCAGGCGACAGACGGACAGCAGCGGCAAGGAGUGGUGGGUGAGCAACCACACCUACUGGAGGCUGCGUGCCGAGCCGGGCUAUGGGAACCUGGACGGGGCUGUGCUCUGGUAGCCAUGGCCUCAGGGCAGGAGGUUCCGGGUCCUCCCUCCUGCCCCCGCUCCUACCUUGGACACAUUGGGUGAGGUCAGGCUCCCUCUCACUGCCCCUGAGGACAAAGGGGCAGCCCAGGCUCCAGCCCUUUCCCCUCUGCUGGCCAGAGGGGCUUGUGUCUCAACACGCUCCCGUUCCAGCACCGGAAAUGGAAUCCGUGCUUCCCCGGUCUUGUUACCCCAGCAGCUGGCAUGUCAGACCCUUCUCAAGCAGUCACCCUCCUCAUCUGGGAGUGUUCGAGGGAGAUGCCAGGUUCCCCAGAUCUGCUCCCCGUUUCAGUGCCUUCCUUGGACACAGAAGGCCCCUUGAUGCUACCCAGACUUUCUGUGCCCAGGGCGCUGGCCGUGCUGCAAGGUUGGGAGUGAGUGAAGGAGAGGAGAUGCCCCUUUUCCCCAUCUGUCCUCCCUUCGGCAUCUUCCCAUCUGCCCUGACCCACCCCUCGUCCCGCAUCCCCUUCUCCCAAGCCUCCCCUGCAGCUUCCAGCACCUUCAUCCCUAGUCCCCCAAUGGUCCCUUCACGCUCAGCUUAGCAGACAUCCCGAGAGGUGGGGAAUAGUCUGUGAGGCCUCAGACUCACCCAGGAGGGAGCCGGUGUGAGUGGAAGUUUGUGUGGGAGUGUGUGUGUGUGUGUGUGUGUCCGUUCUGCUUGCCGGCGAGCAGGAUUCCUAAUGUAGCCAGGACACCCCCACUGUCUGUCACUUUUGCUGCUCAUUUUCUCAGUUUGCCUGAGUCAGGUGAAUUGCUAUGACAUUCCAAGCUCCAAUAAAAGACUGUCCUGG